UCACAUGUGGAAACUUCUCAAGAUCAUUCCAAUUUUCACACACCAGAUCACAGUAAGAAGACCAGAACAGACAUGUCCAAUCUCUCAUUCGAUGAGUACACCAAUGCUGUUAACGCCGUCAAUUCUGUUCAAAACGAUAAAGAAUCUGCCCACACAAACCCACUCUGGUGGGGUGUUCUAGACUUUCGUGAGGAGAAGGUGUCUCCGAGUCCAAGCCUUCCCCGUGCAAAGAAUUUUCUCUCAGCUAAUGAAAUUGAUCGUUUGAUGAAUAUGACACAAAAUGCUAUUCAAGAAGAGAAUGAAAAGAUAAGUAAAUCAGCUAAAUCACUUUUAGAAGCAUUGCUAUCUUCGGGAAUCGUUAGCCUCCAACUUCUCGCAAAGGAAAGUGGUGCAC
Molecule: messenger RNA, 394 nt
Organism: Scutellospora calospora
Lineage: Eukaryota; Fungi; Glomeromycota; Glomeromycetes; Diversisporales; Gigasporaceae
Source: the annotation of a GenBank genome assembly